This is a messenger RNA of Arxiozyma heterogenica, 957 nucleotides long. It is a transcript of the gene SRP102, whose product is annotated as Signal recognition particle receptor subunit beta. The record is from RefSeq and is a predicted model, not a curated record. The transcript has a single exon. NCBI's taxonomy places the organism in Eukaryota, Fungi, Ascomycota, Saccharomycetes, Saccharomycetales, Saccharomycetaceae. Bases 1 to 957 code for a protein of 318 amino acids.
AUGUAUUCUAUUAUUAUUGGUACAGUAUUGUUGAUAAUAAUAACUGUAUUAUGGACAGUAUUUAAAUAUCUUCUGUCAUCCUCAAGAAACCAAAAUAAUACGUAUCUCUUAAGUAAUGAUUUAAAUAUACUUAACAACAAAAAUAGCAAAAAUUUAAUCAAUACUCCAACAUUCGUUAUAUUAGGUCCCCAAUAUAGCGGCAAGACUACCUUUUUCAAUUUUUUGACAACUAAUAAAAUUAGACCAUUUGUCACAUCACAAGAAAUAUCUAUCUCUAAUAAAAAUAAAAAUACUAACCACAAUUUCACUUUAAUCGAAUUUCCUGGACACAUUAAACUGGUUUAUAAAUGGAAAUCUUGGUUAGACUUAGUUACUUCCAAUCCAAAUAACUAUAAUAGUAAUACUGGUAGUAAUGGUAAUAAUAAAAAUUUGAAAGGCAUAAUAUUUAUGAUUGAUUCAACGCGGGAUUUCAAAUCGGAUACUAGUAAUGAUUAUUGGGAACAAGUAGCGGAAUGGUUAAUAUACAUUCUAGAUAAAUUAGAACAACUUAGCUACCCAACUAAUUUAUUGAUUGCAUGUAACAAGAAUGAAAGUUUCAUCUCUAGACCACCCAAUAAAAUUAAAUCUCUCCUAGAAAUAAAAAUUGGGCAAGUCCUUUCAAGAAAAAAAUCAUCCAUGUUAAUUGAUCCAUCUAAUAGUAAUAGCUACAAAAGUGAUAUCACUACUACUACUACUGCUGCUGCUAAUACUAUUACUAAUAUGAAUAAAAGAAGAUAUAUAAACGGUAGUGAUACUUAUAAUGAGGAUAAUUCCAAUGAUAACCCAUUAUUUGACUUAUUCCCAGAUCCAUUGAAAUUUAAAUUUGAUUCAUUAGAAACUUCAGUUGAAGUGUUAGGUGGCAGUGUAUUAAAACAAAAUAUUGAUCCUUGGAAGCAAUGGAUUGAAGAACAUCAAUAA